Messenger RNA from Dicrocoelium dendriticum, 420 nucleotides. NCBI's taxonomy places the organism in Eukaryota, Metazoa, Platyhelminthes, Trematoda, Plagiorchiida, Dicrocoeliidae. The record is from the annotation of a GenBank genome assembly.
AUGUCCGAGAAGAAGAUUCCGAUAUUGCACUUGAAGCCUGAAAAGGAGCUGUUUUUCAAAGGUCCGUUUGACAAAGUCGCAGCGUCUACAAUUCGUUUGACCAACCCAUCGAAUGAUCAAAUGUACUUCCAUGUUCAAGCCCCGUCUCGCGACAUCUGGGUCCUUCCAAACUCCGGUGUCCUUGCACAAAAUGAAACAAAGGAGAUUAUCAUCCACUGCAAACCAUUCGAUAUAAAAACGACCGAUCCAUCACGAGACCGCCUCAUUAUUAAAUCUACACCUCUCUGUUACUUGCAAACCAAACCCGAAGACGCGGUGCUAGCCUCAAUGGAAAAAGUGGACUCCAUGCUCAAGUGCAUAUUCAAAGCGCCUGAAUUGUCAGCGUCGGCGGUGCAGGGGCCCAAUCGAGGUGCAACGUAA